CAGACUGCAGCUACACUUGUCAUGAGCAGUGCCAGGACCUUGUGACCUUAGACUGUAAGGCAGAACUCACUCCAGACUCUCACACCAGCCAAGACGACCUCUACAUAGAGAGUGUUGAGGAUCCUGAACUUGAUGACAAUAGCACUCAAGAUGAGGAGGAGGAAAUGGAUGAAGAUUUAGAAGAUUGCCUGGAAGAACAAGAAGAAAAACAUGAAGAGGAACAGCAAGAAAAGGAGAUGAAAGAGGAGUCUUAUAAGAAGUUUGAGGAAGUAUCAACCUUAAGGAAGACUGUCAAUAGGUUGCAGAGUCAUUUAGUAGACAAUGAAACAUUGGAGGCCUGGGUGGAAAGAUACAAUGCCACAGCUCAGGGAUUGCAAAUAUCAAAGGAAGAUGAUGGCAGUUUCCGGGGAUGUAUCCGUGUCCAUCUUAAUCUCACCCGUCCUAUCAAUAUUGUGGCAGGCACAAGACCCCCUUCUAUCUAUGAUAUCCUUCAAGAAGACAGAACGAUGGAGAAAACCCUAACAUCAUUUUAUAUGCCCAGAGAUGCAGUGAAAGCUAUCCAUAUAACAAGCAAAACAACCACAAGAGAGGUCAUCAUUGCCUUGCUCAGAAAAUUUAAAGUUGUUGACAACCCACAAAAGUUUGCCUUGUAUGAGAGGACGUAUGAUACAGCACAGUCAGUAAAAGCAAAACUUCGACGACUGGGUGACUCAGAGUGCCCCCUAGUCUUGGCUCUUAAUUGGAGUGCAGGUGGACUCACCAACAAACGACUUGUCCUACAAGAAAAUGAUACAGCAGAUAUACAGUGGGAAGCCUUCAGCUUACCAGAACUAAGUAAUUUUCUGCGUAUCCUGGAUAGAGAAGAAGAGGAGUACCGAUGUCAGAUUCAAGACAAGUAUGCUUUACUUCGUCGCCGGAUUGGCAAUGUCUUACUUCAAAACAAACCGUGAAGUAAAUAGUGAAGGAGAGAAAAAUUUGUCUCUGUUUUACAAGAAAUAGAAUUACUUGUUAGAAAAGUAAGAAUUUUUCUUGCUUUUGAUCUGAGCUUUAUCUAUAACUAAGUCUUGCUAUUGAUUUUUUUUUUAUGCAGAAAUAUUUUGAAAAUUGGAAGAGUGCAAAUAUUUCCUUGAUUACCCUAUUAUUCUAAGUUGAAUAUUCUGUAGAUGAAUUGGCCAAGAGAACUCACUUUUGAUGGUAAUUUUCUUGACUUGUACAUAUUGGUCUGUGGCAAUUUAUUUUCUAGAUCAUUGACAUAAACAGAAUAUUGAGCUUUUGUAUUGUGAAAGGGCUUACCUGUCUAUGAGACUGAAAAUAUGUGUUUCCAGUAGGACAACUUGUGAGUGUCCUUUAACCUCAAAUAUUUUACCCACUUUAAAAGAGAAAUGUAAGUCAAAAUAUACUGUAUUUAAAAAUUUACAGUAUGUUAAUUACUGCAGUUACUGUAAUUGCAUUUCUUAAAAUGUCUCAUUCAUAUAUUAUAUACAUAUACUGUACUGGUACAAUUCACUAUCAUAAGAUAAAUAACUACAUUUAUA
Messenger RNA from Homarus americanus (American lobster), 1535 nucleotides. Its product is annotated as ras association domain-containing protein 1 homolog. NCBI's taxonomy places the organism in Eukaryota, Metazoa, Arthropoda, Malacostraca, Decapoda, Nephropidae. Gene Ontology annotation, biological process: signal transduction. The transcript has 6 exons. The coding region runs from base 165 to 950 and encodes 261 amino acids. The record is from RefSeq and is a predicted model, not a curated record.